AUGCAGUCAGGAGCACAGUUGCGAUCACUUUUUGUGACACUUCUUCUCUUCUGCCAGCCAGCGAAGCCAGAUGAGCUGUGGGAACAGUUCAAGGAGAACAUAUGUGAUGAUCUGGCAUACAAGCUUCGCCAGCAUGAUAUUCCCAAUCCAACAGAAGCUCAGCUUUAUGAUUUUGGCCUGCAU
Molecule: messenger RNA, 183 nt
Organism: Desarmillaria tabescens
Lineage: Eukaryota; Fungi; Basidiomycota; Agaricomycetes; Agaricales; Physalacriaceae
Exons: 1
Source: RefSeq, a predicted model, not a curated record